AUGGCAAAUCUUGGAAUACUUGGCCGCAGGUUUCUAUUUUAUGGAUCCUUUGGCCGACAAUGCUAUUGACCAUUUUCUUGUUUCCUGUCAUUGGUAUUGAACAUUGUCCGCUCUCUUAUGUUCCAACUUGUUUUUGUGGUUGCAGCGUACUCAGAAAAUCUAACGAGAGUGUGAGACUUACUAUAAUAAUUUUCAUUGGAAUGAUUUUUGGCUUCUUGCUUGGAAUUUCCUUUUCAUCAGUUACCAUAACGAAGGUACAGAAGGAUGAAUUUUUUUUCCUUUUAUCAUUUUACGGGUGUAAUUUUUUAAAAAGUUCUUAAGCUCACUGUAUGGUGCAGCUUCGUAUCCCAUCCAGCAUAUUCUCGUAUAUUACAGACAAGAACUCGGUUAUAUAUAAUCACCAAUGGACAACUGUGAGAAGCCAGAAUAAGGAUAGUUCAUUUCUUAAACCCAGUGAAGCAUCAAAGGUAUGAUUAUCUAAGAACAACUAUGUAGUGGCCCAUUUUUGUCAAUUUUUCAUUAUAGAAAGUGAUAUCGGUUUUGAUACUUCCAUGAUGAUUGAAAACUGUUUUCGAAAAAACAUCAUUUGCGCCAUUAUCACUUUCAUGCUUUAUCUUCAAAGUCUUAGGCGGGCUAUGUAGGGGCAUUUACACGUUUCUCGUUUUAGUUUGAAAGUAUUUUAACAAUCACCUGGUCAAUAUUGUUGUUAAAACCGAGUCAUAUGUGAACAUAUAUACUGGCUGAAAGGUUGAAACGAAAAUCAUUACCAGUUUGUUUAGUGAACACUCUUAGACCAACGUUCAUUUGUCCCUAGGAUUGUCUUCAAGAUUUAUAGGAUCGAGAAAUCUAGUGAUGCCACUGAACGCACGGUGUGUAUACAUCUUGCUUUCAAAUCUAGUGACCAUGCCAUUUAACGAGAAAUCUAUUGAUUCUCCACUGAGCAUGCCGUCCUUUGGGGUUCCAAAAGACACAGGUUAAAUACAAUAGGACUGCCCACACUUGGAAGUGAACGGACAAUGGCCACACCUCUGUCCUAAUUGCGGCAGUAUUCCCACUGCAAGGUCACCAUAAGUAGGAGAUCAGAAAGAAUGAUCAUGACGUUCUAAAACAGAAUAUUCCCAACAUUUGCACUUACCCUACUAAGCCUUGAGAAACUUCACAAACGAGACAACAAGUUGGAAUAACAGAAUAUCAUACAGAUUGUCUGGUUAUCACCGUCUAAUAUUAACUGCAUAGACGCAAAUCGGCUCGUCCCCACCAUCCAUACGUCAAAUGAGUACGAUGUCUGCACCCUAGACGUCAGCUCUGCUUGGAGGUACCACAAAGCCUCACCUGAUCUAGAUAUCCAGAGAAGAGCCUUAAGCUCAAUGUACAUUUUACUAGGCUGUCCACCUCGUCACAUUUUUUAUGAUACGAUUUCUUCCGGAAACGGUAUAAGGAUUGAAUGAAAAAAUGAUUUUUUCAAAUAUAUUUCACAAGAAAUUUAGAUUUUCCUUUGUAAUUGCUGGAAUAACGUCCCAGUUUUUUCCGUAGCUCUUGUAUUGUGGCAAACUGACCUUUAAUUAUGUCGUGGCCACAGAUUCAUGUUCCAACGAACCCUCGAGGUGCAGAAAGACUACCACCAGGCAUCGUUUCAUCCGAAUCAGAUUUCUUCCUGCGGAGAUUAUGGGGUGAACCAAGUGAGGUAUGAUUUUCUCACUGAAUUCUUUACUGUACGAAGAUAGUUUUUACAAUUUAUUCCCUCAAACGUUUGUAAUGAAAUAUUGCAAUCACCUCCACCCAUUUCACCUCAUCAAUACGGCCCUAUUAAGUGUUGCUAUACUCAAGCAACAGUAUAUUAUGCGUUAGUGGCUGAUGGGCUAGAAAGAAAACUUCCGCCAUUUCUAUCAGUAUGAUACUUCAAGAAUCUUAUUGAAAUUUCUUUUGAGAUCCUCUACAUCGUAGAAUGCCAUUAAUGUCAAUUUUCUUACUGCGGUUGAAUUGUGGUAGAACCGCAAUAUAGUAUAUUGGGGUACAAUUCCAUUUUAUACUGGAUGUUGGAAGAUGUCUAUUUUUACUGAAUGAAGUCAUUUUAAUUUCUGAGCAGUAAAAUAUUCCUAAAAAUUAUGGGAAACUCUAUUAUAAAUGAAGACCAAGGCAAAUAUUCAAAUAGAAAAUGUGAAUUGGUAUUCCGAUAUUUUGUUUCUUCCAUUUACUUUUACUUACGAAACCAAAACUUCAUGUCUAUGGCUUUAGGUCGGGAUUGUAAAUGGACCUUUGGUUUAUCUGGUAUCUGACACUACAGUCAUGGGAAUGGACAUAGAUUUCAAUUUUUUUUCCAGAUGAUUUUAUAAAAUAUAAGAAAUUGGGGUUUCAAUCUAGAAACUAUAAAUUAUCCAUAAUUUUUAAUUCUAUUUUUUAUUUAAUACAAUCACUUACAGGUGAUUUAAUUCCAGGUUUCAAAAAUGCCUGAUCCGCUUUUAUUCUUGCCGAUUUCAGUUCUUAUGGAUCUGAAUAUGAAAUGUUACAUCCAGAUGGGGAUAAAGACUCAGGACACCUUAUAUUUAUAUGUGCUUUCAUUGGAUGAUUCAAUGGGAAAACAGAUCGGAAGGUAGCUUAAUUUUCUUCGUAUACACAAUUGACAGGCCUUGUCAGACCCCAACAUAAACCUUACAGUAAGUUCACGGAAGCACUGCCAAUGUGGGUGAAAGGUGACUUUUAUAUCAAAAGCUGAUAGCCUAUGAUUCUAGAGAGGUUAAAUUAACCUGAUCAUCCCCUCAAGAUAUUUUACCUUGGUUAUUAGUUUUGACUAACCAGUCGGUUGUUCUGUAAAAUUGGUCAAUUUCGAUGUGGAUUGGAAUUGGCGACUUCUGACCGCACUCAUGGUGGAACCUGAUCCCUCUUUAGUGCUAAAAUAAAGAUGAAAAAGAAGAAUUAGCUGGGGAUUUGACCUAUGUGAAUCAUUUUGGAAAAUUUCUGGCUGGCUCGGCUUUUGAAAAGACCUCUUGUUCUUUUCUGUUAAAGGUAGGACGAAGAAGCUAGACAAGUUAACGUAGGAUGGAGAAGGAAAGAAAAGUAAAUAAGAGAAAGGAUGAAAGAUUAAUUAGAGUUCUAUAGCAGCAUACAGAAUAUGGAUGUGGAAGAAGAGUCAGGGAGAGGACGAAGGGGCGGUGGGAAAACCUUAUUUCUUACUCUGGUUUGGCCCCACCUUGAGCUUUCAACCUUGUGCUAUUGCUGGCUACCAAGGACCUCUAGGAAAACGAUCAGGUAGAGGUGGAAAAAACGGGAUACCCGUUCAUUCUAAAAUCAAAUUUAUUGUUUUUAUCUAGCUUACAAUUCAAAACCGUACUUGCUUAAUUAGGGUCGGACGCAUAGAAUUCAUCGUCAAAUGUUGAUUCUUCAUUUAAUGAGGAGUUAGUGUCACCAUUGAAAUCACAUGGUGAUCAAUUGCCCUGACUGAGACCAUGAAUGUCAGGCACUUUCAAGGAAAAAAGAGUAGUGUACAGUGCAUUUAUCAUACAUACGAGAACCUGAGCCAAAGAAGAUGAUUAGAUUAGUGUUACUGAAGAGAUAUUAUAAUUUCAUUUUUUAAUUUUAUUUAAUUUUCGACAUUGAGGUAUUUUACCUUGAGUAAAUUGCCUAGACUAAGUAUUACAGAUAGGAAGGGUGGCGGUUAUGGAUGGAGUAGUCUGCAGAAUCUGUUGCCACCAAGUCCUAGCAUUCAUAUAUAGAGAGAAAAUUGAAUUUAGUUUCAAUUUAUUCUUUCAACAAUUUCAUGUUUUUAUUUUUUAUUUUUUGGCCUACAGUUUCUAAUUUAUCUCUGCCAAUGUUCUCAUGGAAAACGUUUGAUGUUUAAACCUCGAGUGUUCGAUCCGUGAUGUGUUUUAUUUUUUUUUUUAAUGUGAAGGACCUUCUGAAGAAGCAGAAGUACCUUAUAACAUUCACUGUGGGAUACGACCAAAGAUACAACAUUGACGCAGCAGUUAAAAAGGUCAGCAGAGAUCAUUCAUUGUGUUUUUCUAAGUCUGGUGGACUGAAAAGCGAGCGGAAAUGCUGUCCUUUGAUGUUCGUCCGUUGAUUUGAUUUGAUUUGUGCUGGGAUCUCGAGGAAGGAGAUUCAGAGAGAUCACGAAGAACUUACAAAAUAAUACGAAGCAUUCCAUUAGUGGAGACUAAUGUUUCAAGAGUUUUCGUUUCGUGGAGACUUCUUCCUUUGUUGAAAUUUAGACCCUAAACUCUUCACAUAUAUGGGAGAGCUAACUAGCCAGGUCAACUGUUGUCAUUAUUUUCGUAUUCGUCAAUUGGGUUCAUUUGUCAACCCGUAGAGUAAACAUAAGUCAACUGAAUGGAGAAACUUCUCAUGCAGAAUACCUUUAAACCUUCUUAAUAGUUUAUUCAAUGGUUUUUUCUUUCAAUAGGUUGUCUUUCUGCCAAGUUAUUUUGUGAACUUGGCUGGUGAAUCAAAUGUGCCUAGUCUUCGCAUGAUCCUGUGGGCGCCUUUUCUUUUUUUAUCUUGGUCAUCUACGCAUUUGUGGUUAAACAUAACACACACGAUUCCUUUAUCCCAUGAUAAAAUGUGUGAUUUAUGCGACAUAGAGGAAACCCGCAUUUGAUGUCCGAGGUUUUUUUUUGUAACUAGGAUAUGAGAAAACACGACGAUGAAUCUAACUAAUUCGGCUUGACUUUGCUCGUUUUAGUUGAUGAUUUCUGUCCAAAAAAAACGAAUAGCCUCUUAUUGACGUCAUAGGGCUUCUAGACGUUGACUACGAUCUAUUUCGUGGAUUGCCUCUCAGUUCAGUGACAAUUUCACUAUCCUGCUGUUCCACUACGACGGCCGGGUUAGUGAAUGGGAUGAGUUUGAGUGGUCCAAGCACGCUAUUCAUGUCAGUGCUAGGAAACAGACUAAAUGGUGAGAACGGUGUUCUUCUCUCUUUCCCGAUUGGUCAUCAUUAAUUCUUUUGCCAUGCGAUUGUCUUCUAACCCUAGAUUUAUUCACCAAGGUGGUUUGCCAAACGAUUCUUACACCCAGAUAUCGUGGCACCAUAUGAAUACAUCUUUAUCUGGGACGAAGACCUCGGGCUUGAUCAUUUUAAUGCAGAAGAGUAAGUAAGCACAUUCAGGCGUCUCUCUCUCUCUCUCCCUCUCUCUCUCCCUCCCUCCCUCCCUCCCUCCCUCCCUCCCUCUCUCUCUCUCUCUCCCUCCCUCCCUCUCUCUCUCCCACUCUCUCUCUCUCUUUUUCUCUCUCCCCCUCUCUCUCUCUCUCUUUCUCUCUCUCUCUCUCUCCCCCUCUCUCCCCCUCUCUCUCUCUCUUUUUCUCUCUCCCCCUCUCUCUCUCUUUUUCUCUCUCCCCCUCUCUCUCUCUCUCUCCUGUUCGGUAAAAAAUCACAUUUUCUUUUUUUGAAAAAAUAAAUUGCGCCCAGGUAUAUUAGAUUGGUGAAGAAGCACGGCCUGGAGAUCUCGCAGCCUGGUCUUGAGCCAAACAACGGCUUGACUUGGAAGAUGACUGAACGGAGACCUGACCGUGAAGUCCACAAGUUAGGAUUCCAUCCACCUUUCAAUAAUUGCUUUUACUUGCCCCACUGCUGUUCUUUUAACGUGGACCUCAAAGGGUAUUUUUAUUUUUAUUUUUAUUAUUUAAACAGAGAAACAGUGGACAAACCUGGCUGGUGCAAAGACCCUCAUUCGCCUCCUUGCGCCGGGUAUGGCGGCUUACUACUGCGGUUAUCAUCCCCAUGCCUCGUUACCAUUUUCACUUCGUACGAAUUCUUUUUUUUCUUUUUGUUAAUCUGCAGAUUCGUCGAAAUCAUGGCAACUGUUUUCUCUCGGGGUGCGUGGCGCUGCGCAUGGCACAUGAUACAGGCAUGUGGACCCCUUCCUUUUUCUCGCCUCUUUCACUUCUAAUGGCGCCUGAUUUCACCAUCACUGACUGCGGCUUGCGCGUGCAGAAUGAUCUGGUUCAUGGAUGGGGGCUUGACUUUGCCCUUGGGAAAUGCGUGGAGGUGAAAACCUUAAAUUUGGUCAAUUAUUUGCUUUUCCAUUGACCUCAGUUGGCAAAAGUCGAAAAGUAUACGGAUCUGUGUUCCUUUGGCAGCCUCCUCACGAGAAAAUCGGGGUGGUAGAUGCCCAGUGGAUCAUCCAUCAAGUGGUUCCUUCUCUUGGGAACCAGGUAAUGGUCGACUUUCAGUGUUUUCCGCAGGAUGUUUAGCGUUUGGUUGACUCUUCGUGAUCCACAGGGCCAGGCAGAGAAUGGAAAGGCGCCGUGGGAAGGGGUACGUGGCUUUUUUGUCCAGCUCUAAAAUUUCCCCGCUCACUAGCCCCGUUUACCAUGACUCCAAGCUCCUAUACGGGUAGGGGAGGGUAUAAUUUCGAACACGAUACUAAACUAAUUAAUAUUUUUACCCAUAAAAGUUGGUCUGAGCUCUCCUAGUGCCACAGAGUUUAAUUUAUUUUUUUAUGUAUGAUAUUGGCUAAGUCCAGGGGGGUUAGAUGACGUCUUGCUUUUGGCCGUUAGGUGCGGGAGCGUUGCAAAAAGGAAUGGACAAUGUUCCAAGAUCGGAUGGAGGCCGCGGAGGCGGCAUAUGAAGAGAAAUCGUGGACCGCCUCGCGAAGUUCUGCUCAGAGCUAA
Spirodela intermedia is the source of this 6603-nucleotide messenger RNA. The record is from the annotation of a GenBank genome assembly. NCBI's taxonomy places the organism in Eukaryota, Viridiplantae, Streptophyta, Magnoliopsida, Alismatales, Araceae.